AUGUCUAUGAACUCAUAUACCAUAGUGUUUCUACUUUUUGUGCUAUGUUCUGGUGCAGCUGCCUAUGACGCAUUGGAUCCAAAUGGAAAUAUAACAAUCAAAUGGGAUGUGAUGUCUUGGACCCCUGAUGGUUAUGUGGCAGUAGUGACAAUGAACAAUUUCCAAAUAUAUCGUCCAAUAACGAGCCCUGGAUGGACAUUAGGAUGGACGUGGGCGAAGAAUGAGGUGAUUUGGUCCAUGUUUGGAGCAAAAGCUAAUGAAAAAGGAAAUUGUUCAAUGUUUAGAGGCAAUAUUCCUCACAGUUGUAAGAGAAAUCCUGCAACUGUUGACUUGCUGCCAAAUGCCCCUUAUAACCAGCAAAUUGCUAACUGCUGUAAGGGCGGCGCUUUAGAAUCGAUGGGAAAAGACUCUUCUGCUGCUCUCUCUGCAUUUCAGAUAGCUGUAGGCGCUGCUGGGACUACAAACAAAACAGUGAAACUUCCUAAAAAUUUCACUUUCAUCGCUCCAGGUGGUGGCUAUACUUGUGGUCCUGCUAAAAUCAUCCGUCCCACUCCUUUCAUAACAGCUGACGGUCGACGAAUGACACAGGCUAUGAUGACAUGGAGAGUGGUUUGCACUUACUCUCAGUUCUUAGCAUCCCCGAAACCGACAUGUUGCGUCUCCUUGUCUUCUUUUCACAAUGCAAGUAUCACCCCUUGUCCUUCGUGUUCUUGUGGCUGCCGUAACAGUAGCAACUGCGUCACGAAGGGAGUAAAGAAGCCAGUGCUGCAAUGCACAAAACACAUGUGCCCUGUCAAUGUGCAUUGGCAUGUUAAAUCAAACUACAACAAGUAUUGGAGUGUGAAGAUGACCAUCACAAACUUCAACUACCGAUUCAACUAUACACAAUGGACACUCGUCGUUCAACAUCCAAACCUCAACAAAGCGACUCAAGUUUCCAGCUUUUUAUACAAGCCUCUCAUGCCCAAUUUAUCAACCAAUGAUACAGCCUUGUUUUAUGGGAGAAAGUCAUAUAAUGAUGUCCUGAUGCAAGCUGGACCAAAAGGAAAUGUCCACUCAGAUCUAACACUUCAGAAGGACAGAAAAACACUUGCACUGAAGAAAGGUUGGGCUUUCCCUCGGAGGGUCUACUUCAACGGCAAUCCUUGUGUGAUGCCGUCUCCUGAAUCUUACCCAUAUCUUCCAUAUUCUGCCGGCACCAGAUAAAGAGCAUUGUCCAACUCUGGUUGUUCUGUUUCUCUUGAUAUUCCUAGCUGAUGGUUGUAACUAGUGAUAAGUAUUCACUAUUCAAGAACAUAAAUGUACUAAUGAGUAUUACAAUGCACUUGACAAUAUCCAAAACUAGUGAAGUCUUUUAUGAAAAAUAAGGUUCUUAACCA
Molecule: messenger RNA, 1379 nt
Organism: Solanum verrucosum
Lineage: Eukaryota; Viridiplantae; Streptophyta; Magnoliopsida; Solanales; Solanaceae
Product: COBRA-like protein 4
Exons: 6
Coding region: 1-1206 (401 amino acids)
Biological process (GO): cellulose microfibril organization; plant-type cell wall cellulose biosynthetic process
Cellular component (GO): plasma membrane
Source: RefSeq, a predicted model, not a curated record